Yarrowia lipolytica CLIB122 is the source of this 858-nucleotide messenger RNA. RefSeq lists its product as uncharacterized. The record is from RefSeq and is a predicted model, not a curated record. NCBI's taxonomy places the organism in Eukaryota, Fungi, Ascomycota, Dipodascomycetes, Dipodascales.
AUGGUACGAAGCAUCAUCGGCAUGGCCAGGAAGGUCAAGACGGAGCAAUUGUCACACGAGCUUUCAAAGUUCUCGUCGGACAGUGAAAGUGACAGUCAUACCCAAAACACCGACGAGAGCGGGGUUACAAAGCAGACCAACGAUGACGACGACGACGACGACGACGAAGACGGCGAUGACGAUGGCGAUGACGAUGAUGACGAUGAUGAUGAUGACGAUAGCAACAGCGAAAGAGAAAGCGAAGUCAAGGAAGUCAAGCCCAUGGCCAAAAAGAAAGUCAAGGCAACCCCGACCAAGGUGGAGAAGCCCAAGAAAGAGCUCAAAGAUUACAAGGGAUUGGCAAAGAAGUCAAAGGCUCUGGAGAAGGUUCAGUCCAUGGACCUGAGCUCCUCAGUUAAGAGCUCGCCCAAGAAGACGCCCAAGAAGACUGACAGCAAGUCUGACAGUAAGUCAGCCACACCUCUCAAACUCAAGGCCGUGCCUUCCAACUACUUCAGCGCCGAUUACAAGUCGCCCAAACUAUCGUCGUCCAAGAGCACUCCCAAAUCCGCGCUCAAGAACAAGGGCCUCGGAUCCGUCCCCGUCAUCCCACACCAGAGGAAGAAUUGCGUGAGAAUAACCAUGCUCAAGUCCAACCCCGAUGGAACCCAGGAAACCUUCGUUUUCGGCUCGGUGCCCCGAGACAUUCUUAUCAGCCAGCUCAUUUUCAACCUGCCCGAAAGCUGGAACACGCGUAGAAGCGAUGUCUACUCGGUCAAGGGCGAAGUGAUUGAGGACCUGGAGACCGCCACUUUGGCCAGCUUGGGUCUCAAGGACGGAGGAGUGAUUGAUGCUGUGAGCCGAGGAACCAGCGGUUAA